Paramecium tetraurelia is the source of this 672-nucleotide messenger RNA. RefSeq lists its product as uncharacterized. The transcript is spliced from 2 exons. The record is from RefSeq and is a predicted model, not a curated record. Lineage: Eukaryota; Ciliophora; Oligohymenophorea; Peniculida; Parameciidae.
AUGAUAUAAGUGACUUUGUAUGAUGUUGAUAUAGGAUGUUAAUUUCAUAAACUCUACUUUGCAAUAUAAUCCAAUUCCUAAACGGUUGAAACUCAUUUAGUUUCCUAAUUACCAAUAUCAACUUUGAUUGAAGGCAGAGAAUUCAAAAUAAUCCUCAAAGAUGGCAGCAUUACAAUUGGAAGCAUUAGUUUUCCUCCUAAAUAAUUAACUAAAUAAUUAAAUCUAGUGAGAUGGAUUACUUUAUUCGAUCCUAAGGAUGAUCAAUAUGAUGGAAAUUUUAUCGAAGAUGACAUAGAAUAGCCACGAAUAUUGCUUCGGAUUGAAACCAACUAUUAAUAUCAACAAAAGAUGUUUAAAAACAACCUAUUAUCUUCAUGCUAAUUGAAUCAGAAGGAAAACACUCAGCAACACAUAGAUAAAAAGAAAAUAUAGCAAAUAAUCGACGAUCACAAGGAUAUGCAAAAUAAAUAUAAUUCGUUAAAGGAAGAUUUAUUAGCUUAUAGGGACAUUUCCCAAUAGGAGGUAAAACAGUUAGAAUAGGAGAAGCAGUCAUAUCUAUAAGAAAAUAAGGCAUUAAAAUAAUAAAUACAAAUUUUGAAAUAAAAUGAAUUGCCUAUUCAUGAUUAAUAAUAAAAGAAUGGCACAAACAAUAACAAUAAUAAAAUGAAAUGA